Molecule: messenger RNA, 8518 nt
Organism: Anopheles coluzzii
Lineage: Eukaryota; Metazoa; Arthropoda; Insecta; Diptera; Culicidae
Product: Krueppel homolog 1-like
Exons: 4
Coding region: 2603-5299 (898 amino acids)
Biological process (GO): regulation of transcription by RNA polymerase II
Molecular function (GO): RNA polymerase II cis-regulatory region sequence-specific DNA binding; DNA-binding transcription factor activity, RNA polymerase II-specific
Source: RefSeq, a predicted model, not a curated record
UGUAUGGGCGAGCACAAACACACGGCCACACGGCCUGCAUGGUGGUGUAAUGGGGAAAUCUGAUGGCAAAAGGGGUUUGAUGAUGAAGCGAUGGCGAUGGGUAGUGGGGUCGCCUUUACUUGCACUGUAUGAAGGGUUUCAGUGUUCCACACCACCACCACCACCACCCCAUCGGUUCAACCUGUGACGGGGCAGGUUUCGUUCCGUUUCAUGGCAGAAAAUUCGUCUCAUAUCACGACUACACGGGCACGGGCAAAGACUACAACUACAACGACGACAACGAACGAUAUUAUAACGGCGCGAUCAAUGUUUGGGGCACAAUCUUAGAGCAUGUGCGGAGGGAGCAAAGCCCCCCUUACACCCUGUUUUGCCUUUUUGUUUGUCUGUGAUUUUCAGAAACUCAUCUCUAUCCCCCCAAUUGAAUGUGUGGCCACCCGCGCAGCAGCUUCUCCUUCUAAACAUCUAACGCCAAGGUUUGUUCGCUCUCUAUCUCUCGCUCUCGCUCUCUCUCAAAGCUUGUACGACCGUGUGGGGCGUUCGUAGAGUAGGCACAGGGCGUCGCUUACAAUAAAGCCAACUUGGCCCCGCUGCUAACUCGCGCGAUAUUUCCGUAAAUGACGUGCCUCGGUGCGGUAGGCAGGAAGUAGGCCUCGGACAAAAUGGUUCGGUGUGCGUAAGGUUGUCGAAAAAGGUUUCGGUCGAACAAAAAAAAGAAAGAACAGUUGUUGGGAAGGAAAGAAAACGCAGAAGCUGCUCGAACCGGAACAGUAAGCCAUGCUCUCGUGUUUGUGUCUGUGUGUGUCCGUGUGUGCGUCGUGAUGAGGAUGCCUUUACCUGUGCCCGUGCAUCCCUCUCCCAGUGUGUGCAAAGAAUAAUUUGCAACCCCAUUCAAAAAAAGCGCGUUUCUAACACACAGCAGUGAGUAAGCCGUGCCGCGCAACACAUUCGCAGCAGGGUGGAGUAGAACGCGUGAGCAAACGCGGGGCGGCACACAGCCGUGUAUUGUACCGCACAGUUGGUGCCAGGCCAGGCCAGUUUCGAUUCAGUUUUUUGGCCGUACGGAUGCGGCACACAACAAGGCACGGGUUCAGCCAGGCCGCUUCAGUUUCAUCUUGUCCCUUUGCUCGGUCCCACCGAUUCAAGGCGAAGCGCCGCGUACACCAGUGUGCUCCAAAAACUGCGCAGGCAGACGAGCAAGCAAGCAGGCGAACGAGAGAGAGAGAGAGAGAGAGAGAGAGAGAGAGAGAGAGAGAGAGAGAGAGAGAGAGAGAGUGAGAGAGCGACGGCUCAAAAUUCGCGCAUUCUUCCGAAAACCAGCAACGCUAGCAGCACGCCGUCGUUCACAAGCGCCGUGUUGUGAUACGUACCGCAGAGAUUCGUGUUGGGUAGAAAGCAGCAAGUCCAGUGACCAGUGUAGGGCAGAAGAAUGAAGUGAUCCAAGUGAGCCGUGAGUGCGUGUCAAUCCAGUGCAGAACCGCCACCAGUGAAGUGAUUCAUUGUGGUGAAUAGAGUGCUUUUUCUCGAAAACUCAACCCUAAAACCGGGGUGCCGGUUAAUAUUUUCUCGCCCACAAGUGAUAACCCCCCCUCGAUCGGGCAAGGGUGACGGCAGUGGUGGUGGUGGUGGUGGUGAAGUAAUAUCUGCGCCUAUAAACACUGCCCGCUAAUCUGACCGUUAGGAAAAAGCCUAGGUCAAUAGCGAAUCUAGUGUGGAUGUGCGGUGGCAACGGCGACGACGACGGUUAGUGUGGUUGGGCAGUUUUUUUACGCCGUUGAUUCGAUUUAAUCACGUUACGAUGGCCAGUGGCAUGUGUGCGUGUGUGCGAGAUCUUUAUUGGUGACGAUUCACAAAACCCUCCCUACCCCCAUACUUGUAACAUCAUCACACACUUACACUCGAGCGGGUGAGAAGCUGCUAAUCAAUCGUGCACCGGCCUAUUGCGAUUCGUUUGUGUGUGUGUUGAUUAGGUGUUGUCGUCGCGUCGUGCGGCCCUCGUCCGAGCAGCACUCGUUUGUGAUGCAUUCGGCAUGCACCUUCACAGAAGCGCUUGAGCAGCAUCACCGGGCAGCGUGCAGAGCACAGGUGAAUUGUGAAGGUUGUGUGUGGCAAACGGUGUUCAAAUUGGUGACCGCUAAGCCAACUAAUCAAAGAACCCAACAACCGUAGUUGUGCAGUUAAAUUGUAAAAAGUGUGUGUGUGUCUGUGUUCUGUCACCGGAACAAUCGAAGGAAGCAACGCACAAGGACGCUAGGUGAAAUGUGGCACGUUACGGAAGCGUUACCGUGGUAGCGUUACAGUUUGGUAGCGUUUGCUCGUGUUACCAGUGAUGCAAAACGGGCCCCAAACAGCAAUCAAAGUGCAGCAAAUGAAUGGGCACUCUGUGUUGGCACAGUGUUGGCAGGUAAAACUAUCGUUUUCCAUCGUUGAAACAAUGUGCUGGAUGACGGCCGUUUAAAUAGGGAGAAAAGAAGGUGGUGAAGGACCAGGCGCCAUCCAUUUACCUUAAUACCAAAGUGAAGAAAGUAAAUACCGAAAACAUCACACACACCAAUUCGCCAACACCAUCCAAAGGAACGCGUCGGACGCAUAAGAUUUAUGCAAAAUGGUGUAUUAUUCUGGCCUUCCGUUGCUUAUGACGCAACAACAGCAGCAGCAACAGCAGCAACAACAACAACAACAACACGGUCCAGACGGUACGAUACUACAGUUAAGCUACAACGAUGCAAACAGUACCGAACAGUACGUGGUGGCAGGGCAACCGUCUCGCCUCGGCGUCUCCCACCCUUAUCAGCAGCAGCAGCCCCAACAUCACACGAUCAGCCUCACGAACGGGCUUACGAUCAGCAACGGACCGCAGAGCUGUAGUAGCAGCAGCAGUAGUAGUAGCGGCAGUAGUUCCACUAACGGCCAGCUGACGAUUGUGUUGAAUCCACCGGCGGCGGGUCAGCUCGUGAGCUUGGGUGGCUCCGCACUGCCCGGCACCUACACCGGUCCGAUCUCACCGGCGGGAGACAGGGGCGCCUCCUCCUCACCGGAACAGUCCACGUACCACCCGGUGCAGAGCGGCGGUGGCGGCGCCAGUGCUACGCCAGUCGGUUCCAAAUUUCGCUGCGACCAGUGCAACAUUAGCUUCGGUAGCAAGAGCGCCCACACCAGCCAUAUGAAAUCUCAUGCCAAACAGCAGCAGGCGAGCGAAAAGCUCACCGCCGCUGCCAAGCUGGGAGAAACUACCAUUACUGCGAGUGGGGGCAGUGGUGGUGGUACCGGCUCGCCGGCCGGCCCACAGCCCGACCCGUACCAGUGCGACGUGUGCAAGAAGACGUUCGCGGUGCCGGCACGGUUGGUGCGGCACUACCGCACACACACCGGCGAGCGGCCGUUCGAGUGCGAGUUCUGCCAUAAGAUGUUCAGCGUGAAGGAGAAUCUGCAGGUGCACCGGCGGAUCCACACGAAGGAGCGUCCGUACAAGUGUGAGAUCUGUGGCCGAGCGUUCGAGCACAGCGGCAAGCUGCACCGGCACAUGCGCAUCCAUACGGGCGAGCGGCCCCACAAAUGCAACGUGUGCGGGAAAACGUUCAUCCAGUCCGGCCAGCUCGUCAUACACAUGCGAACACAUACCGGUGAGAAGCCAUACAAAUGCCCGGUGGAGGGUUGCGGCAAGGGUUUUACGUGCAGCAAGCAGCUGAAGGUGCACUCCCGGACGCACACGGGCGAAAAGCCAUACCAUUGUGAUAUCUGCUUCCGGGACUUCGGCUACAACCACGUGCUGAAGCUGCACCGCGUGCAGCAUUACGGGGCCAAGUGCUACAAGUGCACGAUCUGCGACGAAACGUUCAAGAGCAAGAAGGAGAUGGAGGCCCACAUCAAGGGGCACGCGAACGAGCUGCCAGACGAUGAGGAGGCAGCGGCGGCGGCGGCGGCAUCGGAUGCUGGAGGCGCCUGUAAGCUGGAGGACGUGUCCACCUCGGGCACGGAAGGUUCGAUCAAGUUGUCGUCGUCAGCGCUGGAGGGUGGUGGUAGCGGUAGCAAUAGCAACAGCAGCAGCUCCUUCGACUAUUCGUCCAGCAUGAGCCACACCGAGGGAACGGAGCAGAGCGGCGGUCCGUCAAGCGACGAACCUUCGGGUCACUUUGCGAUUAGGAAAUCGGGUUCGUCUUCUCCAUCCUUCGCUGUGGGAGCGAAAGAAGCAGGUCAGCAGGUGGGUGCCGACGAGGAGGAGGAGGAGGACGAGGAGGAGAACGAUGAAGAAGAAGACGAAACGACGGACGAUGGUGAUCGCAAACAAAUGCCACGCUAUGAGAGUAUGGGACCGUCGUCGUUCGAUCAAUCGUUACAGCGCGCCUAUGGUGGCGGUGUCGCCCCGGCACUGCUUGCUGCGGCCUCCAUUGCGGCGGCGGUGGAGAAUGGCUGCACGGAGGUGAAGUACUGUCCGGAGCUGAAGCAGCAGCGCUCGAUCUCCCCUGUGCAACCGUCGGCCCUGUCGAUCACGCGCAACACUCCACCGCCGUCCUCGGGUUCGUCGUCAUCCUCAUCGUCCUCUUCAACGUCCUCCGUUCUGUCGAUGACACCGUCCGGGGGUACUUCCUCCACGCUGCUCGAACCGGCCGGGUCCAGUGCACCAUCCGGGCCCAGUGCGGGACAGUUUGUGUACGAGCCGAUGGCGAUCAUGAAGCACCACGGAUACUUUGCACCGGCAUCGCAGAUUACCGAGUUCCGCUCAUCCAGUGACAUUGUCCGGCAGGUGGAGGCGGCCAUUGCGGGCACGGAGAACCUUCUCACACCGCCCCGCUCCUCGCCGGAGUCCCCCGAUCGUUCCUCCUCGCCGGAAUCCGAUUCAGUAUUAAUGGCCGAUCGGGACAACAACACGCUGCCGCCGCGCAAGCGAAAGCUCUACUUCAAGGACACCCAGCAUACGGUGUCCGCCAGUCCAAAGAUGGCGUCGCUAGAGGUUACUGCACCCCAGCAUUAUGGUGUUUCGGUAGUGCAGCAGCAGCAGCCGACGCCGCAGCACCAUCAGCAACAACAACCUCCUCUCGAUGCUCAUUCCGGUCAUCAACAGCUGUUCCAUCCUCAUCAGCAGCAGCAGCAGGUACGGCAGCUGCAUUAUCAGCAGCAGCAACGACCAGAGGAUGAACGCUCUAUGAAGCUGGAAGUGCUGCAGCACGUGUCUGCAUGCCAGCGGCAACCAUCGCCAACACUGCAAGCACCGGCAGCACCACCACAACAACCGCAACAAACGUCAGCACCGUCCGUCAUACGGAUGAGCUCCGUCAUUCAGUACGCAAACAAGUCCUCGUAGUGCGGCACUCAUUGAGAUGGUUAGCAGUAGUAGUUCGAGUAGUGGUAGUAGUAGUAGUAGUAGUAGUACUAUUUAUAUUGUAGUUUGUCGCAAAAUCGCCAACCGACCCGGAUCGGUGUGAGAGCCGUAGUUAUAAGUCAGCAACCAAUAACCUCACGCGAAUAGGCUAAGAAGAAACUGUGAAUUCACAUACACAACCUAUAUACACUCACACACCCACACACACACAUCCAUACAUCCAGUGUUUGAACUACAAACUCAUCUUUAGUCGUACCGUACAUACAUAUAUAAACGUAUAUAAGGGGAUACUUUCGUUGUAUAGCCCCCGCUCGCCGCACCCACCAACGGCAUGGGAAGGUGGCGGCAGCAAGAAGAAGAAGAAGAAGAAGCAAACAAAACAAGACUGUCUCAGGUUUAGUAAUGGGGAGAGAGGGAGGGAGGUAGGGAUGGGGAGGGUCCCAAUAACCCAUCCAAACUGGGGAAGGUUAAUUUAUAAAAGCGGUAACAAAAUAAUGCAUCAUUUUAUGUGUAGUAAUUUCAUCAUUCACUGUAAUCACUAAUCACCAGGCAAUAACAGUACAGUCUCAGGAGUUGGUUGGGAGUUAUUUUUUAUUUUUACUCAGAGGGCGAAGAGUAAGCGUGUCCAAUUGGAAAAAUGAAACCCAGUGAAGAUAGAUAGUCCCAUUGGGAAAAGACGGCAAGGAGAGAAGUGGUUGGUUUGAGGACAGUGGGCAAAGGAAGUUUGAAGGAAUCGUUAAAGACUGUUGAUCAUUGUCAAAUGUGUGUGUGAGAGAGAAAGAGAUAGUUUUUGGUUGUUGUAAAGACUGGGCGUGUAAUAAUGCUGUGUUGUGGGUGUGUGUAAUAAGCGAAAGACUAAGGAUGCAAAUCAUCAGCCUGAUUAAAAGAGGAAAAAAAGGAAAUAGAACAACAACCCAACAACGUCGUUCUUGUGCAGUUUAGAUAAAUAUACUACCACCACCACCACCACAGCAUACACAAUUAUACAAUCCCUUCUCCCUACAAGUGUAAGCACAUCCUUCCUACGCUAUGGUAUAUGUUACGCGUAUAUGUAUAUUCCGCUUCGAAAACGGUGGCCAUUUCUGAGACGAAAGACGAAAAGACUAGCCAGCAGAGAAGGAGAGAGAGCGAAGGAGAUAGAUAGUAAUAGUAAGGUGCAGCGCUUAAUUAGGAACGGUUCGAGUGCGUGUCCGUGUUUGUAUGUACGAGUUACGAGUGUGAUUGAGGUGGGAUUGAGUGGAGUACGAGUGGAGCGCGCGUACUGAGGGUAGCAUACAAUAGGAUAGGAAUAUAAUGAAAGAAAAAACCCGUAAACAGAAUAGACUGGAUGAUUUCCCAAAUUUGAAGCAACCGUUAAAUCUUUUAGAACUCGUAAGAAGGGGCAAAGAGUAAAGGGGGGGGGGGGGAGGGGGGUGUAAACGAAUACGCAGAAGGAGAGAGACAGAGCGCGUGUGAAACGGAACUGAAAAUGCAAGGAACCAAUGCUUGGAGGAAGAAAAAGGAAAACAGAAAAAACGAUCACUCUAAAAUUAAGCGCGGGUGGGAGAAUGGAGUGUUGCAUUUACUUUUGAGCCAAAACCCCUCGCCAGUGAUGAGAAACAAUAGAGGGGAGGGGGGGGGGGGUAGAGCUUUCAUUGCCCUUUUUGUUUAAGGGAUCUCUCUAGCCAAGCACUGUGCUUCUUCUUCCUCAAAAGUUAUCUUUAAGCUUACGCCAAUCUUUAAGUACGCCAAACGUCCCUGAGCAGUAGUAGAGGGAGAGCAAACAACAUCACGAUAUCUUUGGAGUUGAUUCAAUAUACAAUACAAAACCACAACAAAUAUCUCGAAUUCCUUUUUUUGUUUGUUUUUUUUUUGUUUUUUAGCUGUUCCUUGUUUAAUGUCCCCACUGUUCUACUAUUAAAGCUUGCUGCUGCUGCUCCUGCACACUCUUCCCAUGGUUUUGUCAGUGCAGUGAUAGAGCGUUGUUAUUUGUUUGGCUGCUUUUUAUUACCACCUCUCGCCACUGAUCCGUUGCAGUACUUGGUUUUGGCUUUAUUAAAAAAAAACAAACGAAAUGUUCAUCAAUCAGUUCCUUAGGAUGCAAAACAAAAACAUAAAAGAACUAGUUGUUAAUAAUAAUGAUGCAUGCAUGCUUGUUUUUAGGUUGGUUUUUGUUGUUGUACAUGUUUUGCGCUUCACUGCUCGCCCCCUUCGUCACUGUUUAGUCAUGUUUUUGUUUUUAAAUAUUAUUGUGCUGCGAAACACUUCCCUAUGACCAAAAUUAUACAUUUUUUAUUUGCAUUUUAUGUAAUAAUGUUAUUUAAAAAUAAAUAAAAACAUUCUAAACAUACAAAACGAACAACACAAACGAUUCCUCCAAUGAACUGAACUCGUGAAAAAAAAAAAAAAAACGUGAGAGGACACCCGCAUACAUAGGCGCAUACAUACCUACAUGCAAACACAAAACACAUUCUCAAUUACGUUAAAUGCUUUGGGGGAGGGGAUAGAUGCUUCUUCAUAUGUUCAAAUAAGCUUCGAUUGUUCAGGAAGAAAUUUAGUGCUUAAUGAUGAAAAUGAAAACGUUCACUGGGUUUGGAAAAAUGAUUGAAAAAAGAAGAAGCAUACAGCGCAUGAUGUUGAAUUAUUUAAUUAUUUGUGCUUUUAAUGAAACUAUCUAGCUAAAUUGAAGAAAAAACAAAACAAAGGAAACAAUUGCGUUGCUCUAUAAGCCACACCGAAUAGGAGAGUACAGUGGAGAUAUGAAAAAGCUAGCUCACCUCAGUGUGACAGUUGACAGCAGAAAAGAGCAGAAAAAUGAAACGAAAUAGUUGAUAUUCCCUGUAGCACAGUAUAGCAACAGUCACAAGUACGCACGCACACAUGCACACACACAUGCAUACAAGCGUAUGAAAGAAAUAGCAAGGAAGCAAAGAAAAAACAACAAUUCCUCUCCUACAGCGUGUGACACACGCACGCAAUGUUAGCGCAAUAGGAACACCACACUCAGGAAAUGCAAAUAGGAGCGAAUCUUGGCUUUAAACAGAUAAGAAAUUCUAGCUACACUGCAGUGUGUGCUUUGUGUGCGUGAGUAUGCUUGUGAGUAUGAAUGUUGCUCGAAUUUCGUCCUGGAGGCGGCCCCCGUUUUUUCAUGUCCUAGAAUAAAAUGCUUAAUCGCAAAGAGCGUAUGCCAUUUGGAACGUUUUAAAACAGUGCAUUAAAAUA